Molecule: messenger RNA, 2814 nt
Organism: Myotis myotis
Lineage: Eukaryota; Metazoa; Chordata; Mammalia; Chiroptera; Vespertilionidae
Exons: 18
Coding region: 577-2667 (696 amino acids)
Source: RefSeq, a predicted model, not a curated record
AAAAAAAAAAAAAAAGAAAAGAAAAUUACAAAGUAAUGAUAAACCAAGAAGGAGAAAAUGCUUUAGAGAAUAAGCACAUGGAAGUGAGAGAAAAUGUUUUACAAAACAAAAGUUGGUUCAGCUAUAUCAGCUGUUGAAGAAAGCAAAUAGUAUGAAGUCUCAAACUAGACCAUUGAUUUUAUUUAUUUUUUUCUUCUUUCUUUAUGGAUUAAGAUGUUUUAAAGUCUGAGCAUGAUCACUAGGGAUGAAAUCUGAAGAACACAGAAGGAUGGAAAGAUGCUGGCCCCUUGAUUCAGCUACUGAAUUGGAAAACCCUAGGCUAGUCUCUCUUUCUUCAAACAUGUCUGAUGGCAGAAUGGAAGACUUUACUAAAACUAGACCUUUGGACAUUGGACCUAUCUAUUUCUUUGAUCAGAUUUAUUUCAUUUUAGAUGAAACCAAAAAAGAAAAAAUGGGAAAAGAGAGACUGUUUCCCCUAUUUGGAGCACGCUUCAGAAGAAAAACAUAGGAAUUGUAAAUCUUGUGAAUUACAGUUGGCAUGAUCUCAUUGAAGAAGCUAAUAAAUAUGAAACCAAAAUGUCAAUGUUGAAGAAACAGGAUGCCUUGCAAAACAAUUCCAGUUCCAUGAUAGUUGACAAAAUCAGCAACUACCCAAUAGAACGUCAUAAGGAAAAUCUUCUGAUGAAAACAAAAAGAGAUCGCCACCAUUUUGUAUCAAUUAAUCCUAUGAAAAAAAUAUCUGUUUUCAGCCAAAAGCAGUAUUCCCAGAUCUUCCAGGAAAGCAAUUUACCUUUUGUCAUUCACUUCUCACUGUCGUCCAAGGUCUGUUUAGAAAAUGGUUGGAUCUUUCACUAUCCUCACACAAAAUUGGAAAUUCGGAAAUGGAAGACAGUCCUCGAUAUUGCUGUGAAGAAGCUACAAGAAGCCAUAAUUCAAAUCAAAACAGAAGCAGCCAAGCUGAAGAAAGAGGGAUUCAACAAACGACUUAUUCUGCGCCACUAUAAUGAUCCUAAACAGGAGGCAGAGGUGGACAACAGUCCCCUUGGUUCUCACUAUUUCUGGCUGGAGCUGCUGAAGGGGAAGCCUCAGAUGCCAGCAGUCCAACAGGAUGACCCAGGGAUGAAAAAGUUCCAUUACGCCUUGAUAGACGGUUCCUCCAUGAUUUACUAUCCGUCUGGCCGUGUAGCUGUCUGUCAAAGCUAUUCUGCCCUCCCUUGGGGUGGCAUGUACACCAACAUAUUCAGUGACUUGCCAGAUCAAGUUAUCCUUGGGACCUUUACACCUUUUGGAUGUGGUAGUAUUUCUUUUCCUAAGGGCCAAAUAAUAUCAAUGAUGUUUAAUGAGGAUGGAGGCCUGGUGAUCAACAAAAAUGGAUACAUUGUAAGAGAAUGGGCAUGGCCUUCAAAGGGAAAACUUGAUGAUCCUGUUGAAAUUUCGGUGAAUGCAUUCAUCACAGUGAAGAUUUCUGGGCGCUUUGCCAUCUCCUUGGUCUACAAAUGGUAUCCUCAAAGCCUAAAGCUGUCUCUGGCACCUGUAAAAUGCAGGUCCUCCACGUUUCCUCCACACACCCCUGAGACACCAUUCCCUGAUGUCAAUCCCAUCUCCAAAGAAGCCAGGGAGCUAUUCAAGGCCUACAAAAUGAAGUGCAAGCUAAUGAAAUCCAUUACUCAGAUCAAAGAUCGUUCAAGUUUGUCAGGUGCAGCGGAUACUGCUACAUUUGAUACAGCAAUGGACAUAAGCCCUAUGUCUGACAUUGCGACAGUUAUUAAAUUAAGAAGACUACAGAGAAAAGCCAAGCACAUCCUAUUUAACUGGCUGGAUUACUACAGAUUUUCAUUGGGAAUAGAAUGUCUGCACGUGUGCAAAGUGCCCAGGUUUCAACCAAAAGUGGUCAGGAAACAAGAAGUCUCCCGAGCAGAAUUUCUUCUGAAACCAAGUACAAAGGAAAAAGAUGAGAAUAAGGAGUAUCUUCUAUACCGAAACACCUUCCUAAAACUGAAGGGUGUCUUUCAGCCUUCGCCUCUCCCUUGCAUCCAGAAGACUCCAGCCAGCAAGUGUUCCUUUAGGCUUCCCCUUCCCAUUCAGAGCAAGGAUGGGCAGUUUGCUCCCCAUCUGGCUUGUCCUGUGGUCCUAAGGAGAAUGCUCUGUAGGAAGGAAGGGCCCAUUUGCCGAUGUAGCACUUACAGCGUUCCCGAAGUGACAGACCUGGAGUAUGAUCACCUUAUAAACCAGCAGUUGUCCUCCAUGGACCAGAUUAUUAUAGUCUAUGUGUUCUCAGCUAAGGAAAAGGACAAGACUAUGAAGGAAGUGAACAAAGUGUACAGGGAACAGAAUAAAGCUAGAAACAUGCCUUGUACUCAGAGUCGUUUGGAUUCCUUUCGAUUUCUCAAAUACAACAUAAUCUCUGCAUCUAAAUUUACAGGCAGCAAUUAUCCACUUCUGGUUCAAAGGCACAAUGUCGUUCCAGGAAUUUUUUUGAUGUACAUCCAAGGAAAAUUACUAUUUGCCAACUUUAUUUUCAAUGGUUACAGCACAUCUGCUAAAGACCUCCAGAAGCAAAUUGUGAAGACAAGGGGUGAUUAUCAUAUGGGAUAUUUCCUACCCAGUGACUUCAGAAUCCGGGCUCAACCUACUUCAUGUUUUGGAAAUGAAGAUAUACUUCUCUAAAAAUAAAAAUUAAACAACAUUAAAAAAAAAACCUCACCAAAGAAAUUCUUAGCAGCAUAUGAUAUCCAGAUCAAAGAGAAAGUACUGUAGAAAAUGGUCAUUUGAAUGGAGUGGUUUUAAUAGGAAUAAAAAAAUUAGAGGAUAAAA